AUGGGUGCUUGCUGCGGCAGCGGAAAGAAAAUUUACAUUAAUCACAAAGGUGCUACUAGACAACUAAAAGAGUCCACUGAUAUGAGCACUAUCCUCUCAGAAGUAAAAUCCUUUUAUCCUGAACUCAAUGAUUCCAAUUUUUAUCUUACAAUAAAUGGAGUUAAAUUGGCUUCAGAAAAUCAACUAGCACAAGCUCUACGCAAAAAAAGCACGCUCACACUUGCAGUGGUAGUCAAAGAAGAAGUAAAGAUUUCAUCAACAAUGUCAAUUUACCCUCUUUCUCAAACUACAUGCAGCUUUUCAUUAGACAGCAAUAAAUUCACAGCAUUGCUUCUGACUCCUAAGUAUGUUUUAGUUCCUAAAAUCGCAAUUUCAAAUAAUAAUGAUCUUGAGAAAGUAAAGAUUCAGCUCUAUGAUUACAAGAAAACUUUGUCUUUAAAAGAAGGCACAUACAUUGAUUUGAAAAAAAUUCCAUUUGUCAUCCUCGAGCUAAAUAUUACAAGAGAUAUCAAAAGUGAGUUGAAGAAAAGGAGUUUUUGUGCUUUAGACAUAAGUGAUCAAAACUAUCCAGGUGAUAAAUGUAUUGCUUUAUUUUUUUCACAACAAAAGCCCACACUAAGCGAAGAAAGAAUAGAAAUUUUAGCAGUCAAUAAAAAUGUUUUCUCCAUUUCUAAGACUUUGCCAUUUAGCUCACUUGGUGGAGGAGUUUGUGGGACAUCAGGAAAACUAAAAGGAAUUAUCGCUGGAGCAGAGUCAGGAAAAUGCCUCGCCAUUUCAAUCACUUCUAUAAUUGAUGCUCUUCAGGCUAUUUCCCAAGAUGAAUCAACUGUUGAAUAUAAGCUAUGAAAAUCAGUCAUGAAAAUUUAUGAGCUUACAUUCCCACCUCCAAUCACUCCAAAUGAGCAAAUAUAUGUGAAGAAAGAUAGCAUUGAAGAGAUUGAGGCUGAUGAAAUCAUUUUUGAAGUGAAGAGAGAAGGAAUAUAUAAUAAACAGAUGAAAGAAGGUAGUGAAGAACAAGCUUCAAAUCUAGAAGUUGAGGUAAAUAUCCCAAUGCAUCCAGCGAUUCAGGUAGAAGAAGAGGAAGAGGAAGAAGAGCCAGCUUUACAGAUUCCUUAUAAAGAAAUUACAGCUUAUAUCAACCCCUUAACAAGUCAAAUGAUAACUUAUCAUCCAAAUGAAUAUUCAGUCACAUACCAUGACCUCAAAGCUGACCUUUAUAACGAUUUCACUAUUGUGCCAUCAGAACAAGGACUUUAUAUCAUUUCAGAAGACAAAGCUUGGCUUUGGGAAACCAACAAACUUACCCCUCUAAAUGAGCUUCAGGUCGUCCACAAAAAGCAUGCAGCUGCUAUAUACAAAAAUAUGCUUAUCGUUAUUAGUGGCAAAAACACUUCAAAAGUAGAAGGAUUUAAUUUAAUCAGCAAAACUAACUGGAUGUUUUUAGAAGACUUAAAUAAGCCAAGAGAAUCAGCUGUUGCUUUAUCAAUGGAAGAUGGAUUAUACUUAUAUGGAGGAAUAAAACAUGAAAAAACAUGCAAUUCAGUGCUGAGAUAUAAUUUCAGAUGGGAAAAAAUAGGCUGGAAGCUUCCUGAAAGGCUUUCCCAGUUUGGAGUAUUAAAAGCUGAUAGUGGAAUUAUUGUAUUUGGAGGCUAUACAGCUGAUGGAGCUGAAAACACUAUGGCAUGGGAAGUAGAAAAUGGAGAAAGCCGUGAGAUAGGAGAGCCACCUGUAAGAGGAUCUUUCUAUGGCCACCACGCAGGCCGAUUUGGAGCCCUUUAUGUGACAUCUACAAUUAACGGCCGCUUACUGUCCUUCAAUGCUAAAAACAAGAAAUUCUACUUGCUUUCAAUCGGCAACAAUGAAGGUUUUGCAAUUUAG
Messenger RNA from Blepharisma stoltei, 1878 nucleotides. Lineage: Eukaryota; Ciliophora; Heterotrichea; Heterotrichida; Blepharismidae. The record is from the annotation of a GenBank genome assembly.